AUGGGCAUCCCUCAUCUCAUCUCUACCCUAGAACCCUAUGCGGUUCAUGGAGUUCUUGACAACGACCGAGUAGUCAUUGAUGGCCCUGCCUUGGCAUAUCACAUUCUUCACAUCUGCAAUAGACAUGGUAUAGUCCAGCCCUCAUACCAACUCCUCGGGGAUACCACCAUCGCAUGGCUAGAUGAACUCGUCAGUCGUGGUGUAAGUGUUGAAGCCAUUUACUUCGACGGCCAUCUCCCGCGAGCAAAGCGACUAGUCCGGAUGGAGAGAAUGGUGAAAAGCCUCAAUCAGCUCAAAGUAUCGCACUCCAAGGACCCAAGUGGCUUCUCUCCGGCCUAUUUUUCAACUGCCAAGGAGACUCCCCCAACACUUUUCUCCUCUACACAACACCUGGGAAAACCAAUUCUACCACCCAGUUUCCAUGUACCAGCAAUUAUCGAUGCGCUACGACUUUGCAACCGCUACGCAAAAUUCGUUCAUCUCGUCCCCGGCGAGGCUGAUGCAUACUGCGCCCAGCGGCUCUCAAAAUCUGGAGGCACAGUUCUCACCUCGGAUUCAGACCUGCUGGUACAUGAUCUAGGCCAUGGCCGUGUCGUGUUUCUUCGCGAUAUCUAUCUUGAUGGUCAAUCGAGACUGGCGUGUGCUAGCUUCUCCCCUGCGCAUAUCUGCGAGAAGGUGAAGCUUUCACCUGCAUCUGAGAUCUGCCGGUUAGCUUACGAGCGUAAGCGCUCGCCUCAUUCCACGCUUCCUCAGCUUCUGCGAGAUUGUGCCAAGGGAGUUGCCGACACAGCAGGUUACGCGGAGUUCUGCCAUGAGUAUCUUGAUCAUGAGACAGCACCAUUGCCCGUGUCAACGGCAAGCGGGGAUAUACGAAUUGGGACAUUAGAUCCCCGGAUAUCAGAGCUGAUUCUACAGCUGGGCAACCAAGAUGUCCAACCAAAUGAUCCAAAUGGCGACAUGAUCUUUCUACCCAUCCUCCUUGAGAACCCCUCCCGCGGAAGUGCCUGGGAGCAGAGUACUCCAAUCCGCCAACUGGCUUAUACGGUGGCUCGAUGGAUCAUUCCCGGCCCAUCAUCAAUCGUCCAAGAGUAUCGGCGUGUUAACACGAGCGUGCAAAAAGGCCGACAAGUGCACAUGCUACCCAAAGAAGCUGCAAAGGUGUGGGCCCAAGACCUCACGAACCUGAUGUCUGAGGCCAAUGUGGAAUCACGGGGCGAUGCAGUUCAGGCAUGGCAUAUGCUCUGCCUAACCUUGGACAUUAGACACUGUUGCGAGGAAGGCAAGAAAUCUCACGUACUGCAGAUUCUUGAGGAAUGCUUGCAGCAAACAGCGUUCAAAAGAGUCUCUUGGGACAUCAUCCACUUCGUUGCUCAGCUGCAGGCGGCGCAUUACUCGUUCCGCCUUCUUAAACAGGCCAUAUCCCUUGCAUCUGUCGAGGAAACAAUGCCGGAGCUACAUAGCAUGCUUUCCUCCCUCCCGUCGUUGGCCGAGUUUCCAACUAUCGAGAGUACCCUAGAGUUUCUGCGAAAGAGCGGCGAUGCACAGAUCUUGAAAACCAUCACUAGGCUAGUACCGUUACCAAACACGGAUCCUGAAGAGCAACCUAGGAGAACUUCGACACCAAAGAAGCGGAAGGCAGUCAAGCAGCAUGGCCGCGGCAAGAAGGCUGGACCAGGAAACACGGCCACACGUAACCCGUUUGAUAUCUUGUCCCACGACACAUGA
Fusarium keratoplasticum is the source of this 1725-nucleotide messenger RNA. RefSeq names its product XPG-I-2 domain-containing protein. The record is from RefSeq and is a predicted model, not a curated record. Lineage: Eukaryota; Fungi; Ascomycota; Sordariomycetes; Hypocreales; Nectriaceae. The transcript is spliced from 2 exons. Bases 1 to 1725 code for a protein of 574 amino acids.